Messenger RNA from Pichia membranifaciens NRRL Y-2026, 1407 nucleotides. RefSeq lists its product as hypothetical. The transcript has a single exon. Gene Ontology annotation, biological process: medium-chain fatty acid biosynthetic process; medium-chain fatty acid catabolic process. NCBI's taxonomy places the organism in Eukaryota, Fungi, Ascomycota, Pichiomycetes, Pichiales, Pichiaceae. The coding region runs from base 1 to 1407 and encodes 468 amino acids. Gene Ontology annotation, molecular function: acetylesterase activity; monoacylglycerol lipase activity. The record is from RefSeq and is a predicted model, not a curated record.
AUGUUCGUGCUACCUAACUGGGGGUUCAGAAACACUGUCCACGCAUACCACUCCGACGACUCCGUCAAGCUGCCGCUCAAGCCCCUCUCCCCAGGGUCCACCACUGCCACUUCCUCCGUCUCCUUAAACCAGUUUGUCGAAACGAGGAUCCCGGACAUCAAGGACGGCGCCAAACAUGUCCUAAAGCCUUACCUUUUCACGGGUACCCUGCAGACCUUGUACACCUUCAAGGCAGACUUCCACCAGACAUACCCCGUCUACUUCGCUCGUGAAAUCAUCACCAUCACCGAAGAUGACGUGGAGUCCUCCCGUACAACCUUUGAACACUUGCACCCGGGCGAGUUCACCUUGGACUACGUUGUCGCACCACCGGUAGAAGAACUGGACGAUGAAGUUUUUAAGGCCCGCUCCGCAGAGACAAUCCCAGAGGGCUAUCCAAAGUUGCGCCCUCGUUGUCGUUACUACACCACCAAGGAGCUCGCCGCCCUCAAGGAAGAUUGGUCCAAAGACGGCGCUCCCAUCAGCAUCAUAUUACCCGGGUUGGCAGGAGGCAUUCAAGAAGCUCCCAUCAGAUCCACCUGCUACAAGUUGUACAAACAGGGCCAUCAUGUCCUUGUUCUGAACCAGAGAGGCGCCAGUCGUUCCAAAAUCACUACGCCCUACCUCUAUACAGGCUUAGACACAGACGACAUCAAAUACAUCAUACACAAGUUCCAGCAAGAAUUUUCAGAUGAGGUCCACAUCAAGAGACAAUUCCAUGCCAUUGGAUACUCCUUCGGUGGUCUACAACUCGUCAACUACUUGGGCAAGGAAGGCAAGGAUUCCAAAUUGACUUCUGCAAUCACAAUCUCCUCCCCAUGGGAUUUGAACGAGUCCAUGUCCCACGUGGACAAGUCCAUCAGCGGCCACUACCUCUUCCAGCCGGUAAUCAUCCAUAUGUUGCUCAAGAUGGUCAAGAGUAACAGGGAAGCCUUGAGUGCGAGACCGGAUUUGUUCAAUGACGAAGUUUACCAGGAUCUAAAGAAAAGGAUAAAGUCUCCGGUGGAGUUCGACAAUCAGUACACUUCCAAGUUGGUUGGCUUCCCAAGUGGUAAACUCUACUACUACGCCGCGUCACCCCUAUGGAGAAUAUUCCAGAUUAGAACCCCUCUAUUGGUAAUCAACUCUACCGACGACCCAAUGAUCUCCACUGACUACCCAUACCUUGAAGUAAAAAAACAGCCUUGGAUAUAUAUGGCCACUGCAGACCUCGGUGGUCACUACUCUUUCAUCAAGAAUGACGGCGACUUCUGGUUCUCCAACGUGGUUGAAAGCUGGAUCGACUCCUGGAAAGAACUCGAUGUCUUCACUCCACAUGAUGUUGAUGACAACGGGUGGGAUAUCCCAACAAGAACAAAGAUCGUUUGA